Molecule: messenger RNA, 453 nt
Organism: Echinostoma caproni
Lineage: Eukaryota; Metazoa; Platyhelminthes; Trematoda; Plagiorchiida; Echinostomatidae
Source: the annotation of a GenBank genome assembly
GAUCUUUGUCAGACAUUCGAACAAAUUGUGGAACAAGAACGUAAUCAACGGGAGCAACUGAAUUUGAAGGGCACACUUCGUGGCGCUCAGCGUUCGGCCACUCUGUUACGCGCAGAACAAAAGCGACGUGAUCUACUGGCCAGACGUUUGCUCACUACCGGGGCUCGUCUCGGCUGUCCGCCUCUCAUGCUUGUGGGUCUGGCCGGUGGUGCCCAUCCAGAUGGAGAUUUCGCUUCUUCAUCCCGACUCGACUCAGUCAAUCAUGCAAGCACCAUGAGUGGUGCUCAUGACACCAGUGGCAAUGAUGGUUCGUCUGCGCAGCCACCUUUAAUUCUCACCGUGCGCAGUGGGUCACUGGCGGCCUGUGAAUUCCUCCUACUAAACGGGGCUGAUGUCCGUCAAAAUGGACAACCACUCAUCAAGCAUUCUGGUGGCUGCUGUCUUGUGAUCUGA